UGGUGCUUCUGUUACCACUUGUUCAGAGACGGUCUUAAGCCUUUCAGCUGGUGAGUUUUACAGUUCUGAGUCCCCUUUGCCUGCUUCUGUGUUGGCAGGACUGUAAUAUCGAUUCAGACGUCAACAAUGAGGCAUGACUUUAGGUGAAGUGCUGUGGUUCCUCUGUUUGUUUCUGUUUCUCCCCGCUCUGUCUGGGAGUACCAGCGUCCCACGGACAAGCGUACCACAUCAGGAUGCUAAUAUAAUACUGUUCAGAGAUGAGGGGAUCUAUAAUUACACUACGUUGCUGCUGCGGGAGGACUUGGGUGUGGUGUUCCUAGGGGCUCGGGAUGCCGUCUACGCCCUAGAUAUAAAUGACAUUUCCAGGAAGACGGCAGAGCUUCCGUGGAGCGUCGCGGUGGAUGAACGAACGCAGUGCUGGCACAAAGGAAAGCAUUUUGAGACCGAAUGCAGAAACUACAUACGGGUCCUGCAGAAAGCGGACGAUGACAGAAUGUAUGUGUGCGGCACCAACGCGUUCAGUCCCACCUGUACUUACAUGACGUAUUCCGACGGACGACUGAAGCUGGAUGGAGAGCGGGACGCGGGCAAGGGAAGGUGCCCCUUCGACCCGUUCCAGAGGCACUCCUCCCUCAUGCUCGACGGGGACCUGUACUCCGCUGGCGCCGUUAACUUCAUGGGCUUUGAUCUUGCUUUAACGCGCACGCCCCUCCGCUCGCUGUCCGCCAAUCCGACGCUGCGUACUUACGAAUCCACGUACACCCUCAAUGAGCCCGUCUUUGUCCACAUGGACGUGGUUCGGGAGAGCGGAGGCAGUUUUGAGGGGGACGACGACAAGGUCUACAUGUUCUUCAGCGAGAACGCAGUGGAGUACGACUUCCCCAGGGGGCUUGUGGUGUCACGCGUCGCCCGCGUUUGCAAGGGGGACUUGGGUGGACAUCGGAUGCUGAACAAGAGGUGGACGACAUUCUUGAAGGCCCAUCUUGAAUGCCUCGGCCCCGGGCCCAGCCUUCCCUACAUCGUCCAAGAUGUCUUCCUGCUUCAGCACAGCAACUGGAGAAAAAGCAUCUUCUACGGCGUUUUCUCCCCACAGGGCUCUUCGGACCUGUCGGCGGUGUGCGCGUACAGCGCGGCCGCCGUCCGAGACGUCUUCUCCAACGGGAGGUACAAGGUGCCAAUCAGAGACACCGCUCCCGCGAGGUGGGCGACGGACUACGGAGACGCGCCUGACCCCCGCCCCGGAGCCUGCAUUAACGACGCUGUGAGGAAGCAGGGCAUUCAGAGCUCCAUGGGGCUGCCGGAUAAGACCCUGCAGUUUGUGCGGGACCGGCCCCUGAUGGACGAGGCCGUGCGGCCCCUGACGGGGGGGCCCCAGCUGGCGAAGAGGGGCCCGAUGUUCACCCGCAUCGUCGUGGACCGCGUGACGGCCCUGGACGGGCACAGCUACGACGUCAUGUUCGUCGGCACAGAGAAUGGGUUUGUGCAGAAAGCUGUGAACUACGAUGGCGAGAUGUUCAUCAUCGAGGAGGUGCAGCUGCUUCCUGUCCCGGAGCCAAUCAAAACCCUCCGGCUCUCUCGCGUCACGGGCCAGCUGUACGCGGGAUCAGAGACCGCCGCGGUGCAGAUGGCGUUGAGCGACUGCAGCCGCUACAGGUCCUGCCAGGACUGCGUGCUCGCCAGAGACCCCUACUGUGCGUGGAGCGCCACUGCAGCUCUCUGCACCGCUGUGUCCAGCCGAGACUCAGACAGGAGCCUUAUUCAGAGUUUGAAAGAUGCAGAUGUCUCCAUGUGUCCAAACUUAGCGAGCGUGGAGCCCCAGAGCCAGACGCUGAUCCCGGGGAACAACAUCCUCCUGCAGUGCCGGCCCGACACCAACCUGGCCCAGGUGCUCUGGCUCUUUGACGGCCGGCCGCUGGGCCCCUCCGACGCCAAGUACUUCUUCUACCGUGAGGGCCUGAUCGUCCGCCACGCCGCCGCGGCCGACGCCGGCCUCUACACCUGCCAGUCCGUGGAGUGGGUCGGAGGGGCGCGGCACGCCAGGACUGCGGCGGCCUACCGGCUGCAGUUACCCUCUACAGAUGCCCCGCCCACAGGUGCCCUGCCCACAAAGGCCCCGCCCACAGAGGCCCUGCCAACACAUGCCCCGCCCACAGAGGCCCCGCCAACACGUGCCCCGCCCACAGGGCCUCAGCGGGGAGAAGUGACAGCCCUGGAGGUGUCGGUGGCUGUGCUGUCCCUCCUGCUGGUGUCCCUGCUCCUCUUUAACGUUUGGCGAGGGCACCUCCCGCUGGCAGGCUGCCGGAAGGCUGUGCGGCGCUGUAGGCCCAAAGGUGCGCAGAUACGGCCGCUCGAUAUCAACACUCCACCGGCAGCCCUGCCUGGCCACACGUUCCUCUCUCAGACGCCUGCAUUUAUUAACGUUCCGGAGUAGCCUUCAUGGACAAAAUAGUGGUAAAAAACAUAUAUCAUAUUUUAAACUGUUAGUAGAAGGAAGGGAAUAAUAAUAAUAAAUAAAUAAAAAUAAAACACAUCAGCAGGUCUUCUUCCCGCCUUUAAGUUAAUGAAGUAAAUUAAAUCCCAGUGUUCUUCUUUUGUAACAUCUUGCCACAUGGUUUUAAUAUCAGACUUCACGUAAACCAUGAAAAACAAAAUGAAUAAUUUAUCACAGAAUCCAUGGUACUCCACAUUGGUCAGCCUAGCAAACCUCAUGAGCAUGUAUAAUCUUAUUGUAAAUAAAUAAAACAAAAAAAAAACUUUAAAAACUUCUGAUUUCUGAAAGGCGUAUGUGUUCCUUCAUAACUCAUUGCUCUUCUACAGCACACUGUAGUGGAGAUAAAGACUUUACACUCCUUUAUAAAUGACAGCAGACUUUGUUCGUAUGCAUUCUCUUUAUUACAUCAUCUGGUUAAAAAGCUAUGGACAAGGACAAAACUGAAAUACUGAAAUAACGGAAAUGAUUUCAUGUACAUCUAGACAAAGCAGUUAAUUACCGUCUAAACGACAAUUAAAAAUGAAAUUAGGCAGAAACGCACAUCUUUGGAUCUUAAUCCACCCCGGUUUGAAGUGCAGACACCAACUCUUUUGGAAACCAAAUUGACAGACAGCACGGACUGAGGAAAACGCCUUUUAUUACAGAGCGGCAAAAAUGAAAUGAUGACAAUUGGCCACCGGACCCUUUGCA
This is a messenger RNA of Anguilla anguilla (European eel), 3181 nucleotides long. RefSeq names its product semaphorin-4E-like. Gene Ontology annotation, molecular function: chemorepellent activity; semaphorin receptor binding. The record is from RefSeq and is a predicted model, not a curated record. The coding region runs from base 134 to 2431 and encodes 765 amino acids. Gene Ontology annotation, biological process: axon guidance; negative chemotaxis; semaphorin-plexin signaling pathway. The transcript is spliced from 14 exons. Lineage: Eukaryota; Metazoa; Chordata; Actinopteri; Anguilliformes; Anguillidae.